Messenger RNA from Choiromyces venosus 120613-1, 608 nucleotides. The record is from the annotation of a GenBank genome assembly. Lineage: Eukaryota; Fungi; Ascomycota; Pezizomycetes; Pezizales; Tuberaceae.
GCAAAGUUCCUUACAGUAAGAGUGGAGGCACUGUUCUAAGUCCAAAUGUUUGCCAAACCAACUACAACAGCUUUCUCCAUUACCAUACAAAACCACCGACGAAGCCAACAAACCAACACUCCCCUCUCCCUCCUCACCAAGUAACCCAGCUCUAAACUGAGAUCUACACUGGACUCAAGUAUGGGGAAAUUAUCAUUAUUCGUCUACUGUACUAGCCGAUUUCAAAAGUAUCUGGACACCUUGGCGCCAAGGCUGUGGAAGUGACCGGCAUAAGUUUAUUCAAGAUCCUGUAUAUUCGACAAAAUAACUAUCCAUGAAAUUUGUUUCCACCCUGCUUCUCAAUACAUUUAGCCAUGGCUCUUGAUAGUUUAGAUAUCUCUUUAUUAACCUCCUCAACAGUAAUCCGAUCCCAUUCCUACUGUAAAAUCACCCUCAUUUCACCUAUACUGUUAAUUCUCUUGUGUCCCGUAUGAGUUUGGAGUCGAGCUUUUUGUGCAUUUGAAAGCGCAUGUCUUCAGGUAUCACUUGCAGUUGAUUUUGAAACACUGAUAACAGUAUGAAUUUCCCGGAAGCUGAUAAGAACCUCGAGACACCGAUAAGCAAUAAUC